AUGGCUCGCCUGCUCCGAUCUUUGUCACGCGUCCUAGGAUUGGGAUCGACUCCGUCAACGCCGACGGCAGCCCUUCCGAAGUCGUACCCACGCUCCAUCGACACAAACUUCUCCGUCUUCAGAGAGGGCGACAGAGUCAUCAUCCAUGGCAAGCAUCCGCUCUUGUCCAAGCCUCUUACCAAGGGGGAGCGGACGGAGGUCCGCCGCGGAGUUCUCCAGCAUGACGACAUCAUUGGGAAGCGGGUGAGGGAUCUGGUGAAAGCGCACAAGGGACCAGAGUACCGGCUCAGCCUUCCCACGCUCGAAGAAUAUAUCCUCUACACGCCCCGUCUGGUCACUCCGAUUUACGCAGCAGAUGCCAACUUGAUCGUCUCCCUCCUUGACAUUCAUGUCACACAUCCGACCGAAGGCGAGGCUGACCAACCGCCCCUAGAGAUCCUCGAAGCUGGUACUGGCCAUGGUUCCCUGACUCUGCACCUCGCCCGAGCCAUCCACGCCGCCAAUUCUAACCCUCCACCUAUACCGGAGAGAUCUCAAGUUCGUGCUUUGCGAAACCGGACAAUACGACCGGAUGCUAAGGACGAGGAAAAGGCCAUUGAGAAGGAGUCUGAAGGCCAUGGCGACGAUCCAAUACAACAACAAUGGGACGCGUGGCGUGCACAGCGCAGGGCAGUGAUCCAUACGGUGGAUGUAUCGGCCAAGUUCUCCGCCCACGCGGAGAAGAUUGUACGCGGCUUCCGGCGCGGCAUCUACGCUGGGAAUGUUGAUUUCCAUGUUGGACACGUCGAGGAUUGGAUCGCAGACCAGAUACAACAACGCCAAAAUGCCACGGGGGUGUUCAGUGGGUUGCUGUCUGGUCGAAAAGGCCCAGCUGUCGAGCCAUUUCUAUCCUAUGCCAUCCUGGACAUGCCCUCUGCUCAUCUGCGCAUUCCCCAUGUGGCGCCCGUCUUGCGACGGGACGGCAUCCUAGCUGUCUUCAUGCCCAGCAUCACGCAGAUUGGCGAAUGCGUUCAACUCAUCCGUCAACAGAGGUUGCCCUUUAUCCUGGAGCGGGCCGUCGAGCUGGGGACAGGACUCAGCAGCGGCCGCUUGUGGGAUGUGCGAAUGGCGGUAAAAAAGUCUCGUGCCGACCCAACUUCUUGGGACUCCAACACAUCGAGUGAAUCCUCCCAAUCACCACCAACAUCAUCAGACGAAGGGCUGCCGCAGGAGACCGGCAGCGAAACGGAAGAUGCGACAUCCAGCCCUGAAGAAACGACAGCAAAGGACGAUAACAGCGUCCUGGUCUGCCGACCCAAAGUCGGACUGAGGAUCGUCGGUGGUGGAUUCGUCGGUAUAUGGAGAAGAAUUGAAGAUAAGAGCUAA
Messenger RNA from Rasamsonia emersonii CBS 393.64, 1365 nucleotides. Its product is annotated as TRNA (Adenine-N(1)-)-methyltransferase. The transcript is spliced from 4 exons. The record is from RefSeq and is a predicted model, not a curated record. Bases 1 to 1365 code for a protein of 454 amino acids. NCBI's taxonomy places the organism in Eukaryota, Fungi, Ascomycota, Eurotiomycetes, Eurotiales, Trichocomaceae. Gene Ontology annotation, cellular component: tRNA (m1A) methyltransferase complex. Gene Ontology annotation, biological process: tRNA methylation.